Messenger RNA from Fragaria vesca subsp. vesca, 726 nucleotides. RefSeq names its product wall-associated receptor kinase 2-like. The record is from RefSeq and is a predicted model, not a curated record. NCBI's taxonomy places the organism in Eukaryota, Viridiplantae, Streptophyta, Magnoliopsida, Rosales, Rosaceae. The transcript is spliced from 3 exons. The annotation marks the transcript as partial.
AUCAAUAUUCCCGGUGGACUGAACAAUGUUUCUUUAGUGUUGACUAGCUUCACAAAUCAGUCGCAAGUGUGGAGCUUCAACCCCUGCAACUACGCCUUUAUUGAGGAGGAAGGCCUGUUCAAUUUCAACUCUUCUAGUUUUGAACAACUGAAUUACACACAACAGCUUCCAAUGGUUCUAAAUUGGGCCAUUGGGAAUGAAUCAGACUUCUGUGAUCAAGCUCAGAACAGGAAGGAUUUCGCAUGCAAGGCUAAUAGCAAGUGCGUCAAUCGUGCUAUCAAUGGGUCUGCAGAUAUUGAUGACUGCAAAGCCUCAAACCCCUGCCUGAACGGAGAGUGCGUAAAUCUUCCAUUUCCACAAAAUUAUACUUGCUCAUGUCACAAAGGAUACAAAAAGGACAGGACAAAUGACCACAGUUGCAUCAAGGACGACUCCUCAAAGAUCGUUCUCCUGCUUACUGUUUCAUUGGGUGUAAGUAUGGGCUUGUUGGUUUUUUUCCUUGGGAUUUCGUGGAUAUGUUGGGGAAUGAAGAAAAGAGAGUUCAUUAAGCUGAAGGAAAAGCACUUCAAAGAGAAUGGUGGCUUAUUGUUACUGCAACAACUCGCCACUGAUCAUGGAAGCUCGAUGAAGACAACAAAAAUCUUUACCGCUGAUGAACUUGAGAAGGCAACAAACAACUACCAUGAGAGUAGAAUCCUUGGAGAAGGAGGUAAUGGAACAGUUUAA